GCGUAAAUAUUUAUAUCAUGAGCGGCGCUUCGGCGGUCGGCCAGCUUCGCACAGCUUCGGAUGGUACUGGCAGUACUGGCUACUGGUGGUAGAAAUGGUAGAAUUGGUAGAAGAGAGCUUAGAAGCUUAGAGAGCGGGUAGCUCCAAGAUGGAAUUAGUGGAAAUGGUGUCCAUGGAAAUGAAAUCCACCAUAGUAUUGGUGAGGGGUAUGAUAAGAGUGUGGUAAAUAAUCAAGUACGCGAGUGAUUCGAUUCAGUGCCACUUAAAAGAUCACAACUUAUCCAUAUGUCAACAUGGAAGAAAAAUCGAUUACGAGAAAGAGACUCGAUUACAACAACAAACUCAUCCUAGCGCCUAUGGUGCGUAUCGGAACACUUCCCAUGCGUUUGCUCGCCUUAGACUAUGGCGCGGAUAUAGUAUACACUGAGGAAUUAAUUGACAGAAAACUACUUCGUUCGAUUCGUCGAGAGAAUGAUGUCUUAGGCACUGUUGAUUAUAUCGAUAAGACAGAUGGUACUGUGGUGUUUCGUACUUGUUCUCGGGAACGAGAACAUGUUGUUCUUCAAAUUGGUACAUCUGAUCCAGCAAGAGCGGCUCAAGUCGCUCGUAUGGUGGAAAAUGAUGUUGCAGGCAUAGACAUUAAUAUGGGUUGUCCAAAGAAAUUUUCGAUACUCGGAGGAAUGGGUGCAUCUCUUCUUCGCGAACCACAGAAAGCGAUCGAUAUUUUACGGAAACUGAUUGAGACAGUAACUAUACCAAUUACUUGCAAAAUACGCAUUUUGCCUGAUCUCGAGGAAACUCUUCUACUUUGCGAUACUCUUGCCUCCACUGGUAUCGCAGCUAUUGCUGUCCAUGGUCGUACUAUUGAGGAAAGACCACAACAUCCUAAUCGUAACCAUGUUCUCAAACAAAUCUCUGCUAGACUUUCGAUACCAGUUAUUGCCAAUGGUGGAUCUAAAGAUAUUCAAAAACAUUCCGAUAUAUUUAGAUUUAAAAAAGAAACAGGUUGUAGUAGCGUAAUGCUUGCUCGCGCCGCUGAGUGGAAUUGCUCAGUAUUUCGUAAAGAAGGUUUUCUUCCAAUGGAAAAUGUUAUAAAGUCGUAUUUAAAGCAUGCAAUUAAUUGCGACAAUUCACCUUCUAAUACAAAAUAUUGCAUACAGAAUAUUCUACGGGAACUUCAGGAAUCUCCUCUAGGCAGAAGAUUUCUCAAUGCACAAACAUUGGAACAAAUAUGUCAAGUGUGGAGAUUAGAUGAUUAUUGCCGAUCCAAAAGUGAAGAAUUUCAGGCUAAAGGUUUAUUAGGUCGUUUUCAAGUAAUGCCGGGAAUUCUCGAUAAAGAUAACAAUAGUAUUUCUCAUAAAAGAAAAAUUCAUGAAGAAGAAGAUGUUUCUCUAAUGCGCUGUGCUUUUUUGAGAAACAGUUAUAUAACAGAUUCGGAACUGCCAAAGACUAGAUUACUUAAAUGGACUAAGGAAAAUCGUAAGAAAAUGCCAGUAUAUAAUACUCGGCAGGAGAGUAAACUCUUUUGUUCCGUUGUUACUGUUGAUGGCAGAAAAUAUGGCUCCUCUUUCUGGGAAAAAAACAAAAAAUGGGCCGAACAAGGUGCUGCUCUGGUAUGUCUCUAUUUUUUAGGAAUUAUCGAUGAGAAAAGUCUUACCACUUGUAACAUUCUUUUAUAGUAAUAUUUGCUUUGUUCUUUUUAUUUAUUGUACAAUAAAAUUUCUAUAUAGUAAAAUUUUGCUUCGUAAUAUUGACUGUAGGGAUGCAAUAGAUAAUGAUUGAUAGAUGAGAAUGAUUUGUCGGAUACUGAAUAUGCAAUGAAUAAUGAUUGAAAACAAAACUUGAAAAUUUUAAGAAAAAUCGGCAUCUGACAUUUCGGACGGUUUACGUAUUAGAACAUUAAAGCUCAAUCUACAAUUGGGUAAACGUUACGAACUGCCACUAUAAAAACUUGCGGUUGAAAAAUGGCUCAACUUUAUCUUUCACGGCUACGAUUGUAAAACGUAAGAGAUCAGAGCCAAUCAGGGAGCUACCAUGUGUCUGUGCCAUUGGCUGCGUUCAGUGGACUAACAGUUGAGCGCUCGUUGCUAUUGAUGUAUUCUUCCAGAUCUAAAAUGCUGAUUGGAUUUAAAAGAUAAUCAAUAACAGCGAGCGCUCAUUCAACUGUUGAGUCCGCUGAACGCAAUCAUUAUGUGUCGUUAAUUUUAAAUUAAGGCAUAUAAUAAAUUUAUAAAUUUGAUUUUAUAAUAUGUAUAAUAGCAAAAGAUGAAGCUAGAAUGAUAGAAAUAACGCUAAUAGCAUUAUCUCUCCCACUCUCUCCGAACGUAACCUUUAUGCUAACCAUCAUGGCAAACAAUCGAUACUGCUGUUAUCAAAAUUGUAUUCUGAUUGGUCAUAAUCUUACUAGGGCUGCGUUCGGAAACAUCACCCGAGUGUCCCUGUAUAUCGUUUUAUCCUUAUUAUUCAAUGUUAAAUAAGAAUAAAGCCUGCGGCACACGAUGCUUGUUUUCUUACUGGAUUGUUAGCUGGAUGAUAGCUGUCAAUACUAGCAUCGCAGCUAAUAUGGUGGCAAGAUUCUAAUCCAACAGGAAAACAAGCAUCGUGUGCCACAAGCUUAAUAUGAUACACGGGGUCACUCGGAUGAUGUUUCCGAACAUAGCCUAAUUACGACAUAUCGGGUCAACGCGAUGCUACAAAUGCUUUGAAGUGUUUUUUAAUUGAUUAGUUUAUAAAAUUCUUUCUUCUAAUUAGUCCAUCAAAUGCUUUAAAGCAUUUGUAGCGAGACUUUGACCACAGCCAUCUUUAGGCCAAUAUGAAGGCCAUUCUACAUUGGUGACAUCGCAAGUCACAAACUUGUUGCUUCAGUCAAUCCGAUAUUCAAUUUUAAAGUCGCAUGACAGAUUUUUUGUCCAUUUUUUGGAUCUCGAAUUUCAAACUUUUUUUUAUACCAA
Molecule: messenger RNA, 2951 nt
Organism: Acromyrmex echinatior (Panamanian leafcutter ant)
Lineage: Eukaryota; Metazoa; Arthropoda; Insecta; Hymenoptera; Formicidae
Gene: Dus2
Product: Dihydrouridine synthase 2
Biological process (GO): tRNA dihydrouridine synthesis
Cellular component (GO): cytoplasm
Molecular function (GO): tRNA binding; tRNA dihydrouridine synthase activity; flavin adenine dinucleotide binding
Source: RefSeq, a predicted model, not a curated record